UAUGAUGUGGAUGUAGAGCGAACGGAAGGUCUGGACUCGAGGGAACCUGGAGAAAGCAGGCGAUACCGGGAGAUUAUCACAGGACCCGAGAAGGAGCCGGGAGCGACAGGGUUAAAUCAAAGGGGGGUUCGCUUUUCGGCGGGGGUGCCGACCUACACUUUGUCUCCGAGCGCCAUGGAUGUGAGCGCCGCUCUCCUCGGGCGCAGUAUUUUGGCUUAAAGUCGUCGGAUCAUGCCCUCCGCAUCCCCCUGCUUCCCCCGACCGCAUUCGGACCCCAGAAUGACCUGGCUGUGCCUGUCCUGCAUGCUGUGGCCUGAAGAUCUGGAGGGUCAGAACUGCCACACGUUCAAGGUGAAGAACUUUAAGAAGGUGAAGUCGUGCAGCGUGUGCAAGCAGGCGAUCACCAGAGAGGGGAGCGCAUGCAGGGUCUGCAGAUUGUCGUGCCACCGGAAAUGUGAAGGCAAGAUUGUCUCGCCCUGCACUCCGCGCGUCAAUUACGAGCUGCCAAUCAGCACAGAGAGUCCACAGAAGCAUGUAGAACCCACCGGAUCCACUAAAUCCUCCAGAAGUACCACGUCACGCCGCAGACCAUCAAGAAGCUUGAGCUUGAUUCACACCAUGGAGGACAGCUGCGAGCUGGAUCUCACCUACAUCACCGAGCGGAUCAUUUCCGUCACGUUCUCAGCGGGCGCAGAAGAAGCCAACUUUUGCCGGAACCUGAAGGAGGUGGCGCACAUGCUGAAGUCGAAACAUGGCGACAAUUAUCUGAUCUUUAACCUGUCGGAGAGAAGACAUGAUAUCGGAAAACUCCAUUCCAAGGUGUUGGACUUUGGGUGGCCAGACUUGCACGCCCCGGCUUUGGAGAAGGUGUGCAGCAUCUGCAAGGCCAUGGACACCUGGCUGAAUGCAGAUCCACACAACGUAGUCGUCAUCCAUAACAAGGGUAAUCGAGGUCGGACAGGCGUGGUGAUUGCGGCUUACAUGCAUUACAGCAACAUAUCUGCCAGUGCUGAUCAGGCUUUGGACAGAUUUGCAAUGAGAAGGUUUUAUGAAGAUAAAGUCCUCCCCGUUGCUCAGCCCUCCCAGAAAAGGUAUAUACAUUACUUCAGCGGACUCCUAUCGGGGGCCAUCAAGAUGAACAAUAAGCCUCUGUUUUUGCACCACGUGAUCAUGCACGGGAUCCCAAACUUUGAGUCCAAAGGAGGUUGCCGUCCGUUUCUGAAGAUCUAUCAGGCCAUGCAGCCCGUGUACACGUCUGGCAUCUACAAUGUUCAGGGAGACAGCCAGACGAGUAUCUGUAUCACCAUCGAGCCCGGUCUGCUGCUGAAAGGAGACAUACUGCUGAAAUGUUACCACAAGAAGUUCCGCACCCCGGCCCGUGACGUCAUAUUCCGCGUACAGUUUCAUACCUGCGCCAUUCAUGACCUUGGAAUUGUGUUUGGGAAGGAGGAUUUGGAUGAAGCUUUUAAAGACGAGAGAUUCCCGGAGUACGGAAAAGUGGAGUUUGUGUUUUCGUACGGCCCGGAGAAGAUACAAGGGAUGGAGCAUUUGGAGAACGGGCCGAGCGUUUCUGUCGAUUACAACACGUCGGAUCCGCUCAUCCGCUGGGACUCCUACGACAACUUCAACGCGCACCGCGAGGACAGCCUGGAGGAAGUUGGACACACUCAAGGACCAUUGGACGGAAGCCUGUACGCCAAAGUGAAAAAGAAAGAUUCCACCAACGGGAGUACAAGCACAGUUAACGCCAGCGGUAUCCCCCUGUCCGCUGCGCCCAACCAUAUUGAACACACUUUGUCGGUGAGCAGCGACUCGGGUAACUCAACAGCUUCCACCAAAACCGACAAGACCGAUGAGCACGCGGCCAACGCAGCGGCCAACCAAGGGUUGACGCCCGAGGAGAAGCAAGAGCUUGAACGUCUUUUGAGUGGCUUUGGCUUGGAAACAGAAGCACAGAUGCACAAUCUAAAUCCUGGCACAUCGGUAGCAGGAGGGAUGCUGCAUGUGGUGCCGGCACAGGUGCACGUCAACGGAGACAGCACAUCGCCACCAGCUGAACGGGAGACGGACAUUCUAGACGAUGACCUCCCUAACCAUGAUGGCCACAGUGUUGGGAGCUUGGGCACCCUAUCUUCCUUCGAUGUUACCCCCAAUGUACAUGAGACUGGUUUCCAGGACUCGACUCAUAUGAACAUAUCUUCAUUAACCAAUGGCCCACCCGCAAUUAACGGCCUAGAUAAGCUACACAAGCUUGACUUUAAUAGCAAGGAGACAAUGAUAAAUGGUGGAUAUCCAUACAACAACCAGAAUGUCUUAAGGAACACUACUGUCCCCCAUUCUCAGGUUGUAGGUCACAUGAGACCAUCGGCAUCGGCCCAGGAAAAUCUGUCGGCGUAUCCAGUAAACCAACCGGUGGUGUACACGUGGGGACAGCCUCAACCCUCAACACAAAAGCACUUAUACUAUUAUGACCCCAGCGGGAUGUACCGUUCUCAGUCUUUCACGGCUUCGGAUCCUGGAAAAUUUGAUGCGGAUGCUCAGCUGCCCCAAGCACCGGCUCGAAGUGUCAGCAGCAGAGAGGCAGUUCAGAGGGGCCUCAACUCGUGGCAGCAGGGUGGAAGCAGACCCCCUUCUCGUCAACAAGACGGGACAACCGAGAACCAAGUUCUCAGCCCGAGUCCUCAGCCAAGCACUUUUCAGACUGUUCCUCAGAGCCACAGCAUCCCCGAGUUUCCCAAACUGGCCUCGCAGCAGGAGAUUGAGCAGUCUAUUGAAGCACUUAACAUGCUAAUGCUGGACCUUGACCCCUCGUUCUCCCACUUGCCCAAAUCUCAAAGUGUACCGGUGGCCCCGAGAGAGGAGAGAAUUGGCCCAGUGCCGGGGUCGCUCUCUGCCCAACCAUCAUUUGGAUUGUAUAGCCAACCUUCUUCGCAGGUGGCUCCUCCAAAAAUAAGCAAUUCGUAUAUCACUACACCACCUGGCAUGGGGCAAAGUAUCACUAUUACUUCUAACCAGCCUUACGGACCUUCAGAGCAAGGUCCACGAGCAUACGAAGCUCUCGAACUGACUCGGCCCCUGGAGACAGACCGGGUUCUAAACGAUUACAGGGAGCCCUACUCAAUGCCGACGUUCACCCCCUACAACUAUUCAACCCAACAGCCAUCUUUGGGUCUUGCUCGAAGCUACAGCUACGGGACCGGCAGCAGCGCCGCUCCUUCCUCUGUGCCGCCGCUUUCCGCUUUCAUGCAAGCGAGUCCACAACAGUCUGUGGUGACGUCCCCGGUCGCACCGGCCACUGCCGUUCAAACCCCACCUUUGGCCAGAGAAGACGAAGACGAACAUUACGACGUAGUAGGGCUUGUCGCUCACCGAGUUGCAGAGUACAACAGCAAAAUCCGUAAUAUCAAUAAAAGCACGAAACCCCCCCAAACACCCACUGUUCACCGCCAACGCUCCUUCACCUUUUCUGGGGUUCACUCGCGUGACAAGACUCCCGACGAGAUAGGGUCGUCGUCGUCGCCGCGAAGGAGGACCACCAGCGAGGGACAGUAUGAAGAAAGUGCAGAGGAGCCCAACGUUUUGGCAGGUAGUCCCACCAAGGUGCGGUCGCCCGUCCGCUGCGUCUCGCCCGAAGUAUUCAACACUAUUGCCGCCAACCCGGGAGGAAGACCUAAAGAGCCUCACCUGCACAGCUACAAGGAGGCCUUCGAGGAAAUGGAAAUGGCUUCCCCUGUGACCAGCCCGACGUCCGUAGCCCGCUCCCCCCCAGGACUGGCCAGGACGCCUCUGUCAGCUUUGGGGUUAAAGCCACACAACCCAGCGGACAUCAUCCUGCAGCAAUCAGGGGAGACAGUCAUGGAAACUGUCAUCGGAUAUGGGGACGAGCCCAGGAGCUACGUUGAAUCCGUGGCUCGAACGGCCGUAACCGGUGGCGCGGCGCUCCCGUCCCCCACCGUGCCGCAGGCCUACAGCGUGGAUACGUUGACGAGGAACGGAGGAUACCCCAAUGCCUUCGCUUCGCCGAGUCCUGUUUCCACCAGCAGUCCUGUACACGGCACUGAUGGUUUCUCUCUAAAGAGUUACCCGUCGGCGGAGAGUAGCGUCCAGGUUCCUACGCCCACUCAGCCAUCCGUGAACUCGAGUUUCAGAUCCACGAGUCUGUCUCAAGCUUCCCCGUCUAGCAGUUACCAGAACGCAUCUCCAUCCCCUACCAUGGGUCCCCAAGCAGGCACCCCGGUCACCGCAUACGACUCCUACACGUACAGUCCUGGCGGUGCCAUGACCCAGGCAGAUGGGCUCCCGCGAACGCAAAUUAAUUCGUUUGGUGGACAUGUGGUUCAAGGCAGCCCGCAGCUUCAUCACCGAACAGUGGGCACCAACACACCUCCAAGCCCAGGAUUCGGGAGGAGAAUGGUCACUCCUAAUAUGUCAAAUGCCCCCGGCAGCCCAAGCUUGAGUAGACAUCAACUGGGAGCCCACAACAAUACGGCCGUGGCACCGGGUAGUCCUAGUCUUGCCCGUCACCAGGCUGUGAUGGCAGGAAGUUCUCCGGUGACUCCUGGAAGCCCAAGCUUGGAAAGGCAUAUCAUGUAUGGCUACUCUGCCCCCGAUGACAGGCGACCAACAUUGUCUCGACAGAGUAGUGCAUCAGGAUAUCAAGCUCCAUCCACACCGAGUUUCCCGGUCUCUCCCGCUUACUACCAUGGCAUGAGCAGCCCAUCCUCUUCUUCUCCCGACUCUACGCUCUACCGGCAGGGAAGCCCCGUGCCGCAGCCCUCCUUGCCCGAAAAGAGAAGGAUGUCCUCUGGAGACAGGUCCAACAGCCUGCCCAAUUACUCCACUCUCAACGGGAAGACGCCAUCACCCAUGUCCAGCGGGAUGUCCAGUCCUAGUGGGAGCACAAUGGCGUUUACCCACACGUUACCGGACUUCUCCAAGUUCUCCACGCUCUCCAUGCAAGACAGCAGCCCUGAAACGCGCGCGAACGUGAAGUUUGUACAGGACACGUCCAAGUUUUGGUACAAGCCAGAAAUUUCAAGAGAUCAAGCAAUCUCACUACUGAAGGACAAGGAUCCCGGGGCGUUCAUUAUCCGUGACAGCCACUCCUUCCGCGGCGCCUAUGGGCUGGCGAUGAAGGUAGCCACGCCGCCCCCCACCGCUACCCAGUCCAGUAAAAAGGACUCCACCAAUGAGCUUGUGAGACACUUCCUGAUAGAGACCAGCCCCCGAGGGGUGAAGUUAAAGGGCUGCCUCAAUGAACCCUACUUUGGGUGUCUCUCCGCUCUGGUGUACCAGCAUUCUAUCACACCCCUCGCGCUGCCCUGCAAGCUGGUUAUCCCAAGCAGAGAUCCUUCGGAUGAAACGAAAGAGACGGCAGCCCCCGCCAAUACCACGGCGGACCUCCUGAAGCAGGGCGCAGCCUGCAAUGUACUCUUCAUCAAUUCUAUCGACAUGGAGUCUCUCACCGGCCCGCAGGCCAUCGCAAAGACCAUCGGGGAGACGCUAACGGCCGAGCCGCAGCCCGCCGCCACCAUCGUCCACUUCAAAGUCUCAGCCCAAGGAAUCACCCUCACCGACAACCAGAGAAAGUUGUUUUUCCGAAGACAUUAUCCUUUGAACACAAUCACCUUCUGUGACCUGGACCCGCAGGAGAGGAAGUGGAUGAAGACAGACGGAUCGCCUGCAAAACUCUUCGGCUUUGUGGCCAGAAAGCAGGGAAGUACGACGGACAACGUCUGCCACCUCUUUGCCGAGUUGGAUCCCAACCAGCCGGCCACGGCCAUCGUCAACUUCGUGUCGCGGGUGAUCGGCUUGCAGAAGAGAUGAGCCGACUUCUACUCCCCCCCCCGCCACCCCUUUGUUCAUGAAUUGGUUCAAAAGAAUGGACUCUCAAGAGAGAAAGUGCAUUAUGGGAGAGGAAAGUGAUUUUUUGGGGGGUUUCCUGAUUGUGCAGGUGGGAUAUCAAAGCAAAAAAAAAAAACCAAAAAAAAAAGAGGAAGAGGUGACGCAAAAAAAGGAAA
Spea bombifrons (plains spadefoot toad) is the source of this 6020-nucleotide messenger RNA. It is a transcript of the gene TNS1, whose product is annotated as tensin 1. Gene Ontology annotation, biological process: fibroblast migration. Gene Ontology annotation, molecular function: protein binding. The transcript is spliced from 34 exons. The record is from RefSeq and is a predicted model, not a curated record. Lineage: Eukaryota; Metazoa; Chordata; Amphibia; Anura; Pelobatidae. The coding region runs from base 232 to 5826 and encodes 1864 amino acids.